GCUGGGCGGGGCUUGACAUGCCCCACUUCCCGCGGCCGCUGUUCACCUCCGGGUGCUGAUCCGGUAGACGCACCCUCCUUCUCGCUGAUCUGCCCCCGGCUCCUGGCAGAGAGUCGCCGUCUCGCCCGGGCUUCCAGGAAGGGACGAGGAGUGGUGCCAAGGCGGCGGGCCGGCUAUGCCUCCAGCCGCUACGAUUCUCGCCGGCGACCGCGCGCCUGCGGCCUCGGGGACGCAGCGGGGCCCCGGGGAGGCCGCGCUUUGAGGUCCCCGGGGCCUAGCGCCCGCCGCGAUCGCGCCGUAGAACCCCGGGGCCGGCGCUCUCCCGUCUUCCGUCUCCCUCGCACUCUGACGGCCAGCGUCGCCUCACUUCCUCCGCCGCCGCCCGCCAUGGCCUCCGCCGCCCGGGAGGGCGCGGGCUCGGGGCGCAGGCGCCCGCCGCCGCGUUGGGCACUGCCCGGCCUGUUGCUGCUGUGCUUGUGGCUGCCCGGUGGUCGCGCGGCCGGCUCGCCCUCCGCGCCGCUGUCCGAGCUGCAUGCGCAGCUCUCGGGGGUGGAGCAGCUGCUGGAGGAGUUCCCCCGACAGCUGCAGCAGGAAAGGCCGCAGGAGGAGCUGGAACUCGAGCUGCGCGCGGGCGGCGACCCCCAGGAAGGCUGCCCGGGCCCCGGGGGCGGCGGCUACAGGGCCAGGCCCGACGCCAUCAUCCGCACCAAGGACUCGAUCGCGGCCGGCGCCAGCUUCUUGAGCGCGCCGGCGGCCGUGAGGGACUGGCGGCAGUGCCUGCAGGCUUGCUGCCUCGAGCCACACUGCUCCGUGGCCGUGGUGGAGCUGCCCCGGCGGCCCGCGGCCCCAGCCGCCGCGCUCGGCUGCUACCUCUUCAACUGCACCUGGCGCGGCCGCAGCGUCUGCAAGUUUGCGCUGCAUCGAGGUUACAGCAGCUACAGCCUCAGCCGCGCCCCAGAGGGCGAGCAGGAAGGCCUGCAAGCCGGUGCCCCGGCCCUUGCCCGGGCCUCGCCUCGCCUGGAAAAGGACGAGCCUCCACUCAGCAAGGCUGGACAGGAUGUGGUUUUGCAUCUGCCCACAGAUGGCAUGAUUCUGGAUGGCCGAGAAAGCACAGAUGACCACGCCAUCGUCCAGUAUGAGUGAACACUGCUGCAAGGUGACCCGACAGUGGACAUGAAGGUAAUUCAUGUUGUAAUUGUAAAGAAAACUAAUGUUUCAGCAAAGUGAUCUUUCUGCUUAUGUUCCCCGAAUGUCUGUAAAUUGGCAGAAGUGUAAAAUGGAGAAAGCAUAAAAAUGAUUGUUGAAAAGGUGUCUUAUUAUAUGUAUUUACCUUUCUUCUGAGUAAACAGUGAUCCUGACCAUG
Molecule: messenger RNA, 1363 nt
Organism: Capra hircus (goat)
Lineage: Eukaryota; Metazoa; Chordata; Mammalia; Artiodactyla; Bovidae
Product: low-density lipoprotein receptor-related protein 11-like
Source: RefSeq, a predicted model, not a curated record